Messenger RNA from Necator americanus (New World hookworm), 888 nucleotides. RefSeq lists its product as uncharacterized. The record is from RefSeq and is a predicted model, not a curated record. The transcript has 3 exons. NCBI's taxonomy places the organism in Eukaryota, Metazoa, Nematoda, Chromadorea, Rhabditida, Ancylostomatidae. Bases 1 to 888 code for a protein of 295 amino acids. Gene Ontology annotation, molecular function: structural constituent of cuticle.
AUGUUAGCCGAGCAGCAUAUUGUUGCCGUGGCUUCGGCCUGUUCAUUAGUCGCUAUCACAGCAUGUCUGAUCGUUAUCCCAUUAUUGUACAGUGAAAUCAACAACGUCCAUGAUUUGGUCCUCGAUGCGGUUGCAACUUUCCGUGUUCAGACAGAUUCCGCUUGGGUUGAGAUGAUGGACAUACAAUUAUCCGUUACACCUCCGUCAAAAGCUCGAGAAAAUCCGUUCAAUUCGAUUUUCCGCCAAAAAAGGCAGUACGGUCUGCCAGCUUGGUGCCACUGUGAACCAGUAGUAAUAAGCUGUCCGCCUGGUCCUCCUGGACCACCCGGCCAGCCUGGAGUACCAGGCAAUCCCGGCCCACCUGGACCACCAGGUCGAGAUGACAUGACUAUAUACGCUCCUAUUCACUGCCCUGCGCCCGAUCCAGCAUGCAUCAGAUGUCCACCGGGACCACCAGGGCCACCUGGUCCAGAAGGACCACCAGGACAUCCUGGUAUGGAUGGCAGGCCUGGAAAUCCGGGACCACGUGGAGAGAAUGGUCAGGCCGGACCACCAGGACCUAUGGGAGAUCAAGGACAACCAGGUCAUCCUGGUAUGGAUGGGAGACCAGGACAACAAGGACAGGACGGUCGUAAGGGUACAGGUGCACCUGGGAUGCCUGGACAUCCGGGCCAGCGAGGAGAACCUGGGAAGGCUGGCGCUCGCGGAAAUGAUGGCCAACCUGGUCAAGCGGGUCAUCGCGGACCACCCGGGCAGCCGGGUAUGCCUGGUCAGCGCGGAAAUGACGGGCAUCCGGGCGCCAACGGAAUGCCUGGUCGUCCGGGCAAAGAUUCGCACUACUGUCCGUGCCCGCGUCGUAGCACGCGCUCCAAGAAGAAGAAGGCCUAA